Molecule: messenger RNA, 997 nt
Organism: Neurospora hispaniola
Lineage: Eukaryota; Fungi; Ascomycota; Sordariomycetes; Sordariales; Sordariaceae
Exons: 1
Coding region: 178-705 (175 amino acids)
Source: RefSeq, a predicted model, not a curated record
UGUACUAUGUGUCGACGAAUCGGACCAUCCCCAAAACCCCUUCACCCAUCAACCUAUGCAUAAACUGCCUGGCAACCCUACUUCAUCUCUCCUUAUCCCAAGAUCUUGGAUUCAUUUGGAAGGGUAGACACAAAGGACGUCGCAGUAGGGUGAACGACGCCGUCUCCUCCUUCCAGAAUGCCGUUCGCGUGCCGGGUCCUGAGCUUGACUUGUCUAUCCUUCCUCCUCUUCACCACCCUCAUAACGGCCGAAUUCACCAACUCCUUCACAAGUCUCAGCUACGGCUCAGCCGUCCGAUUAACCUGGGACACUACCACCGCUCUCGUACCGCCCGAGUCCUACCCAUUGUUCAUAACCGCACAGCUCAUCGACAAUAGCGAGACUGACGAUGGCAGUGGAGACACUAGGACGGUGACGGUAUAUAUGAUAAAUAUCACGACGGAAAUCGAUUCCUCCUCAAAUAACGCAUUCGAAUGGACUGGGAUCCCAUCGCCCCUUCGCUGGUCACCCGAGGGACUUUACCAGGUUGAACUCCACGGGUCUGCGGAUGGGACACCCCUGGCGAAGUCUCCGUUCUUCACACUUGGUCAACCGCCGUAUGCUAGCGGGACGGAGGGGAGCAAGCCUUCGACUUCUCCAGGAGAUGAGGUAUGUUGUCCUGUUCUUCGAUUGGCGCCACAUCGAAGAGAGAAUAGUGCUGACUGAGAUUCAUCCGUGGAGCAGCCAACCCCCUCUAAAAAACCCGGCAAUGAACAUCGCUCGGAGGUUAGUAAACGGCUUGCCUUUGGCCUUGGUUUCGCGAUCGGUACCCCAUUAGUCGUGGGGUUGUCAUUGGUGGGCUGCUGUUUGUUGAAGCGUCGGAGAAGGGUAUUGUAUGAGAAAAGGGAAGAGGAGAGGAGGUUGAGGAGGCGGGACUUUGUCAUCCAUUGAGCGCAUGGAAAAGUCCAAGAUUGAAGUCAUUAAUUAUGACAGCCCUUGCCACUAUAAUGACAGUUUA